UUCGGUGUAACACCGGCACAUCAUGCGGACCGGAAGCGCGCGAACUCAGCGUGGUGCAGCCUAGCCGUUAGUUGAUCUCAGUUUGUUUAACUCGUUAGUGUAAUUCCUUAGUUAACCACUCCUUUAGUUUAACUCAGUUGGUUUAACUCAUUUGUUUUAACUGUGUUAGUUUAAGGUUUUUAGAUGGAAGAACAACAACGUUCCGUCGUUCUGCUCGAUAGAACCAUCUUCCAGUUAGGCAAGUUCAUCCAUAUUUUAAAUUUCCCUGUCUAAUGUCUAUUAAUUCGUUUUAAGGCUAAGCGUGCCAAUAGGAGCAUCUUAAGAGAGUAGCUAGCUAGAAAGUUAACGUUACCCUGGAUCCGUAUUGCCCUAAUAUCACAUACUAAAAGAGUACUAAAGUGAAAACGUCACGUUGUCCUGGCAACCGGAUUUUCGGUUCUAAACAACCGAACGAGAGAUGGCGUUUUCCAUUUCUUCCAAGCGUUGUUUCUUUCAAAAUUAACAUAAAUCAAUUUCAAGAGGUGAAAAUCACUACCAAUCGAAACAUGUCGAGGCGUUCAUGUAUUCCCCUGGGGUAUUAAAAGGAAAAGUUUACACGACGUUAGUAUAGUUAUUUUUUUUAUAUGAAGACAAUCUAUUCUCAAUAUUAAUUACAUCAUUGGUAAAGCAAACUCGCAAAUCAAUUCGCAAAAAAAUCGUUCCUUUUCUAUAAAACGUCCGGGUGGCAUAGGAUUUCCCCUUGAUCAUUUGGUUCGUUUAGAACCGAAAACUGGCUGCUAUGGAAAAGUGGCAUCACACUUUAGUGCUCUAUUAUUACAGCUUUACAAACAAGAGAGCUUUCUCGGAGGAGAGAUGAGCUCACUCUGCAGAUAAAAGCCUGCGGAGCGGACAUCACAGAGAGGAAGUCCUUCACUGAAACAAUGCAUAAACAUAUCAAGGACCUGGAGGAGGAGAUCACCGUGAUGCAGAACACAGUGAAGCAGAUCAAGGACAACGCCAAAAGCAUGAAGGCGAAUAACCACCUUCUACAACACUAUGAGAUGACCCUGAAGGAAGAACUGGAGAAGAAACAGGAGAACUACAUUCAAGAUAAGAAGGAGUACGAGGAGAGGAUUGCGAGUUACCGGAACGUGCUCCAACAGCACAAAGAGUUCUACUGCAGGAAUCCUCUGGCCAAACAGCUCCUCGCUAUUCAGUCUGAGAAAGAGGACAUUGAGGGGCGGAUUAAGGCUUUGGAGGAUCAGAUAGCCCUGAAACAGGAUGUACUGGCAGCAGUCAACUCCUCCCUCAGCGAGAGCCAAGCAGAAAGCGUCUCUGCCCAGCUGACUGAAGCAGAGCCAGUAGCACAACGCGACCAACAGCCAGAGGUGGAGGCUAGUUUCUCCAUCGGCUCUCUCCAUCUCAACCCCACAGAGGAACCCCUCAGAGAAGUUGAUAACAUAAGUUUGACCGGCGAGGAAAUCUGUGGCGACGCCAUGAACAAGAGAUCGGCCCCAGAAACUCUCUGUUACCCCCCGGGGUCAAACCGGGAGGCCAUGGCUCAGAAGCCUCCAUCAGAUCAGAGGUCCGGUGGUGCAGAGCCAGACCAACAAUGGGGACCAAAGACACAGGAUGAGCCGGCUGGCCUACCAGCAAGAGAGGAGAUGAUGGAGGAGGAGGAGGAGGAGGAAGAGCAGCCACUUCCACUCGCAGAUGAAGAAGGCGAUGCCGUGGAUGAUGAUGAUGAUGAUGAUCAGAGAGACAAUGCCCCACCUCAUUCCUUCUUAUCUCCCAUGAUCCAGCCUCAAUCUGCACCGGGCCGCAUGAAGCUGGUCCCAUCCACCCCCACCUUCUCCAUCAACAGCAGCCCCAGCGUCUCCCCGGGCCCUGUCUCCUCCCACCGCAAGUCCCCCACCUUCCUGUUCUCCACCACCUCCGAUCCCAGCACCCCCAGUUUCUCUGGGUUUGAAUUUGACAUGGGUUCUGCUCAGGAAGAGGACUCCCCGUUCGCCUUCACCAGCUCAUAUUUCAGUGGAAAGAAGGGCGACUCUGAAUCCCCCAGUGCAGGCCCAGGGUUUCUGUUCAAUGAAGCCCAGAGACCAGAGGGCGAGUUCCACUUUUCCUUCUCCUCUAAAAGACCUGUGGGGAGCGGAGCCAGCCAAGACGAGCCGGCCAAGGAAGAGGUGUUCCCCUUCUCCUUCACUUACAGCUGAACAGGAUCUUUAAAUACCUGAGACUACAGUUCUUAGAUGUCGGUCAUUUGCAUUGGGUUUAAUAGGUUUAGUUUGCCCUGAAAAUUUUUUAAUUUAUGGGUUAGACAAUUGUUUAACUCUUAAUGUUUAUUUAUGUUUGUAAGUUCUAUAUUCUUAUAAUUUAGUGUUGUGUUCAAGUCUUAAGAUAAACAAUUAAACAUAUAUGCAAAUG
Molecule: messenger RNA, 2403 nt
Organism: Gadus macrocephalus (Pacific cod)
Lineage: Eukaryota; Metazoa; Chordata; Actinopteri; Gadiformes; Gadidae
Product: glutamic acid-rich protein
Exons: 13
Coding region: 921-2192 (423 amino acids)
Biological process (GO): oogenesis; meiotic DNA double-strand break processing involved in reciprocal meiotic recombination; spermatogenesis
Cellular component (GO): central element
Source: RefSeq, a predicted model, not a curated record